This is a messenger RNA of Oncorhynchus masou masou (cherry salmon), 1202 nucleotides long. RefSeq names its product nucleotide sugar transporter SLC35D2-like. Gene Ontology annotation, cellular component: Golgi apparatus. Gene Ontology annotation, molecular function: UDP-N-acetylglucosamine transmembrane transporter activity; UDP-glucuronate transmembrane transporter activity; UDP-N-acetylgalactosamine transmembrane transporter activity. Bases 44 to 1105 code for a protein of 353 amino acids. The transcript has 12 exons. The record is from RefSeq and is a predicted model, not a curated record. Lineage: Eukaryota; Metazoa; Chordata; Actinopteri; Salmoniformes; Salmonidae.
GAUCGUGACAAAGCCGAAGUGAAAGCAGCGGAGAUCAUUUCACAUGUUGACGAUUACAACUAUUCUUGAAGUAAUGUCUACCUCAGAUAACUUGCCAGAAGCCGAACAUUCCGGGUUGUUGAAGUUUCUCUCUGCUGCGUUCUACGCCGUCAGUUCAUUCUUGAUCAUUGUUGUUAACAAAACGAUUCUCACAAACUACAGAUUUCCCUCGUACAUGUUUCUAGGAAUUGGACAGAUGGCCACUACAAUCAUCAUUCUCUAUGCUGCUAAAAUGAACCAAACAGUUCACUUUCCAGACUUUGACAGAAGCAUUUUGAUCAAAAUCUUCCCUCUACCUCUGCUGUAUGUUGGAAACCACAUAACAGGACUGGCGGGUACAAAGAAGUUAAGUUUACCCAUGUUCACAGUCUUAAGGAAGUUCACCAUAUUGAUGACAAUGAUCAUGGAAGCAAGGAUAUUGAAAAAAAAAAUCCCUAGUUGUCUGAUCUACAGUGUUUUGGCCAUCGUUUUUGGAGCAUUGGUGGCUGCAAGCUCUGACUUGGCCUUUGAUGCCGAGGGCUACACAUUCAUUCUGCUUAAUGAUGUCUUCACUGCUGCCAGUGGUGUGUACACCAAGAAGAAACUGGGAACUGAGGGUCUUGGAAAAUAUGGGAUCUUAUUUUACAAUGCAUUCAUCAUUUUCAUUCCAACUCUUUUGGCUAGUGCUUUCACUGGGGAUUUACACCAGGCCAUUACAUAUGAACACUGGUUGAACACCCCCUUUGUUUCUUGCUUCCUUAUGUCCUGCAUCAUGGGGUUUGUGCUGAUGUAUUCAAUAGUGCUGUGUAGCCACUACAACUCAGCACUCACCACCACAGUGGUGGGAGCAAUUAAGAAUGUUGCUGUGGCCUACAUCGGUAUGUUUUUAGGUGGAGAUUACCUCUUUUCAUGGACAAACUUCCUGGGCUUGAAUAUUUGUAUAUCAGGGGGACUUGUGUAUUCCUACCUGACGUUCCACAGCAGCAGCAAACCAUCCCAAUGCAAUGGAAGCAGAAUCCAGAAAAAACAGGAUCACCUGAAGAUUCCCAUUAUGGAAGAUUCCACAGACAGACUCCUUGUAAAAUAAGUUACCUUUAUUUAACCUUUUAUUUUAUCAGGGUCCCAUUGAGACCAAGGCCUCUUUUUCAAGGGAGCUCUGCGUGAACACAAUUUGUAAGUGAAUA